AAUAAAAAAUAAUACCUAAAUUCAAAAAAUCCCAACACCAAGGAAACAAAUCCACGCCAACCUUUCGCCACCUUCUUCACCACCAUCAUCACCACCGUAAAGCGGCCUUCUAACUGGAAAUUCCUUUAAACCACAAAGCACAAACUUUCCAUGACUCUCAUGUUUCAGAAAUGACCAGGACCCGGUUCUUUAGGAGCCGGUCCCCCGAACCAGACGAAGAUACUACACCAACCACUACUCGUAGUAGUGGAGGUGGAACCGCCAUGAGAAUUAUAGUACCAUUACAAGGAGUGGUUCAAGGCAGAGGUGGCCUUUUCUUUGGCUCAGUGAUACCUUGUGCUCUUUUUUACUUCCUCCAGCUUUAUUUCAAACGACACCGUGAUGACCAGUCGGAUUCGGAUGAUCCAAAUCCCCAAAAUCAGGCGGCACCAUCUCCGUCGGGGUCUGAGGGGAAGCUGAUGGAGCUUUCUGGGUUUACUCGGUCUACUUCUCGGAGCUUCAGCUCUCCCAGAAGUCCAAGUGGACCUCCUUACUUGUCGAGUCGGGCUAAUGGGAUAGUGAAGAGUGUUGACUCUCCUUACUUUGUUGGAUUGAGGAAGGCCGCGGAGGAUCCCUAUGACGAGUUAGGUAAUCCGAAUGGGGUUAUUCAACUUUGUCUAGCUGAGAAUAAGUUAUCAUUGGAUUUGGUGAAGGGGUGGCUAGUUGAUAAUGCAAGAGGAGCAACACUGGGUGAUGAAGGAGAGGAGCUGAACAUUAGUGGGAUUGCUUCUUACCAGCCUGUUGAUGGGUUAAUGGAGUUAAAAGUGGCUGUGGCAGGAUUUAUGUCUCAAAUCUUGGAAAAUGCAGUAUCCUUUAACCCUUCACAAAUAGUUUUGACAGCAGGUGCAACUCCUGCAAUUGAGAUGCUUAGCUUCUGUUUAGCAGAUGCUGGAAAUGCGUUUCUUGUUCCAACGCCUUAUCACCCAGGAUUUGAUAGGGAUGUAAAAUGGCGAACAGGGGUGGAGAUAAUACCUGUUCCCUGUCGUAGUGCUGACAACUUCAGUUUAAGUAUUACGGCACUUGAUCGAGCAUUCAACCAGGCAAAGAAACGUGGUCUCAGGGUCCGUGGGAUUAUAAUUUCAAACCCCUCGAACCCUGUGGGCAAUCUGCUUAACCGAGAAACACUUUAUAACCUUCUGGAUUUCGCUAGGGAGAAGAACAUCCAUAUAGUCUCUAAUGAGAUAUUUGCUGGGUCCACUUAUGGAAGUGAAGAGUUUGUAAGCAUGGCCGAACUCAUCGAUUUGGAAGAUUCAGACAGAGACAGAGUGCAUAUAGUUUAUGGUUUGUCGAAAGAUCUGUCCCUGGCAGGUUUUAGGGUGGGCGUUAUCUACUCCUCCAAUGAGAAUGUUUUGGCUACAGCUAAGAAGCUAGCAAGGUUCUCUUCCAUUUCAGCUCCAACCCAGCGAAUACUCAUCUCCAUGCUUUCAGAUACCAAAUUUGUUAAAAGUUUCAUUCUGAUUAAUAGGAAGAGGCUGCAACAAAUGUAUGUUGCAUUCGCUGCAGGAUUGAAGCAACUAGGGAUUAAAUGCACAAAAAGCAAUGGGGGUUUCUACUGUUGGGCUGAUAUGAGUGAGUUAAUCAGCUCGUACAGUGAGAAAGGAGAACUUGAGCUUUGGGAAAAAUUGUUGAAUACAGCUAAGCUCAAUGCAACUCCUGGAUCUUCUUGUCAUUGUAUUGAACCUGGAUGGUUUAGAUUCUGUUUUACCACCAUGACUGAAAGAGAUAUUCCAGUAGUUAUGGAACGAAUCUGGAAAAUUGCUGAAUCCUGUAAAUCUCGCAGUUGAAUUAUUCAGGUUAUUUCACAGAGUUAGAUUGCAUACAUAUUUUUUUGGGGGGGCUAGAGAUGAAUUCUUGCAGUAGCUUGUUUAAUAAUGGCUUUGGACAAUAGAAGUACAUAGAAGUUUCCGUGAUAUGUUGAGUGGUAUUUGCUGCUGAAAUUAGGCAGAACAUAAGCAAUCUUUAAAUUUCUUGCUCAUAGUUUUGAAUAAAUUCUUUCAAAUGUAUCAUAUCAAA
This is a messenger RNA of Jatropha curcas, 2052 nucleotides long. RefSeq names its product ACC synthase 10 (gene ACS10). Gene Ontology annotation, biological process: biosynthetic process; amino acid metabolic process. Gene Ontology annotation, molecular function: pyridoxal phosphate binding; aromatic-amino-acid:2-oxoglutarate transaminase activity; L-aspartate:2-oxoglutarate transaminase activity. Lineage: Eukaryota; Viridiplantae; Streptophyta; Magnoliopsida; Malpighiales; Euphorbiaceae. The record is from RefSeq and is a predicted model, not a curated record.